ACCUCGAAAAGGGUUUAAUAACCAUAAAAACACAUUUUAUAUCGUUUGGUUGAGCCUUGUGUGUUCUGUCAUGAUGGUGUCUAAUUAAAUCAUACUAGCUCUACAGAUUGUAUUCUCUUACAAAAAGACGGUGCAGACCUGUACUUUUCUACUUCACUGUAGUGGUAACCAAGGGUACAUCAUGUAGCACUUUCAGUGUGUAUCUACCUCCAUUUUACCUAGAAAGGUGCAUGAAGGUGUACACGACAAUAAUUAUGAACCUUGAAUCAUUUUUAAAGGUAUCCUACAUUCACAUGUUCGGUAUAGAUAGACACUAAAGGUACACAAGGUGUAAAACGAGCAAGGAGGUACUGAGGUGCUGCGUUUCAAAGAGUGUAGGGUACUUCUGUCACAUUUUAACGGCUGCUAUUGAAGACCCGCCCACAGUUUAAUCUGAUUGGUCGGCUUAAAGUCGAUCACCUGACCACUUUCUUUUAAACAACUCCGACGCUCACGUGAAGACGAGGAACUUUUUAUAUAUAAAUAUAUAAAGAAACUGAGCCGGAUAAUUUUAAGAGACGCACAGUAUUUUUUUAGUUGCUCAAUACAUUUUGCUUUGUUGUUGUUGUUGUUGUCCCUGGCAGCGAUGAGUAAACUAAUCCCAGCUCAAGAAGCAGCCAAGAUCUACCACACCAACUAUGUGAGAAACGCCAGAGCCAUCGGUGUGCUCUGGAUCAUCUUCACCAUCUGCUUUGCCAUCAUCACCAUGGUGGUGUUCAUUCAGCCCUACUGGAUCGGGGACAGUGUGGACACCCCGCAGUCUGGAUACUUCGGUCUGUUCCACUACUGCAUCGGAAACCCCAUCACAGGAGAGCUGGUGUGUAAAGGAAGCGCUCUGGAUUUCGGAUCCAUUCCUUCUGGAGCCUUUAAGACGGCCAUGUUCUUCGUGGGGAUUUCAUUCCUGCUGGUUGUGGGCACCAUCGGAUGCUUCGGGCUCUUCUUCUUCUGUAACGCCGGCAGUGUGUAUAAGAUCUGUGCGUGGAUGCAGCUGGCCGCCGCUACCUGUAUGGUCAUAGGCUGUAUGAUCUACCCAGACGGCUGGGACUCGGAGGAGGUGAAGCGCAUGUGUGGACAGCGCACGGAUAAGUACACGCUGGGGAACUGCACGGUGCGCUGGGCUUACAUCCUGGCCAUCAUCAGCAUCAUGGACUCCCUCGUCCUCUCCUUCCUUGCCUUUGUACUGGGCAACCGACAGGACAAACUGCUGCCAGAGGACUUCCAGGUGGGGGAGAACACAGGUAAGAUGACAAGCUAUUUCUAUACAUACACACACACAAGGUUAAAUCCAUCUAAAAGUUCUACCUAGAACCCUAUCAGGGUUUCUCCAUUCCAUUUAGGACGCGAAUAAUCCUUCGCUAUCCAAAAAACCCUUAAGGAAACCUUUUGUCGAAGACAAAUUGAAUUCUCAAUUCUGAUUGGUUAGAAGGUCUUAGAAGAGCAGCUCUGACAGUAGUUCUGGCUGCGAGGCAAACAACAGGUUCAUACUGAUGCUCAUUCGAAUACUUUCUUGUUUCUAUAGUAACAAUUUACACAGGCACUUGUAUGGCAGAUGUACCACAUAAACAGAUAAAAAUAACUUGUGUAAUUGUUUAUAAGAUGAAGUUUUCUGUGAGAUGGAACUUGUUUCGCAGGCAUUCCAUACCAUUAAAUGUAACUAUAAACUGGAUUUUAAAAAAAGUGUAAUGAGCUCCUCUUUAAUAAAUUAAACCGUAUAUAAUGAAAAUAUAAUUAUUAGCUAAGAAAGAGAGGAAAAAAGUCCAGUCUUUGAUAUUAACCAGUGAUAUGCACAAGGGCCCAUAUUGUACUGCUGUAUUCUCAAGCACAGUUUGGGCCUCCCACGUUUUCUACUGUAUCUUCUAAGAAGCAAGCUCAAGCCAAAUGCAAUGACCUUCACUUUGAAGCAAACUUCAGUUCAUCUGGUUUCUAAGCAACGCAAUAUUAAAAUAGGCAGUUGGGUAACUGUUUGUUUCUUGAGUCGCGUGAGACAGCAGUGUGUUGAAAGUACGACUCUGCUGAGGUUGCAUGUAGACUUGUAAGUUUUUCUGGACUUACAGAUUGUCAGAUUUGAUACACAACUGUCUCUUUCAAUUUCAGAACAAGCAUGAAGCCUCUGAUCUCCUCCUGUAUUUACGGAACUGUGAACAUUUCACCGAAACAUCUUUGAGCAUUUUCCCUCUAUGGAUUUUCUACGUCUGGAUUUUCUUCCACUGUUAAUUAAGGGAAGGACUUUUAAUAUUAUUGACAUACCACUUUUGUACUGUAGAGUCUUUAUACUUUAUCUGAUCCACACUUAGUCUUGAAGAACAUAUUCAGCUGCUUAUUAUGUAUA
This is a messenger RNA of Ictalurus furcatus (blue catfish), 2368 nucleotides long. It is a transcript of the gene lhfpl5a, whose product is annotated as LHFPL tetraspan subfamily member 5a. The record is from RefSeq and is a predicted model, not a curated record. Gene Ontology annotation, cellular component: plasma membrane. Gene Ontology annotation, biological process: detection of mechanical stimulus involved in sensory perception; sensory perception of sound. Lineage: Eukaryota; Metazoa; Chordata; Actinopteri; Siluriformes; Ictaluridae. Bases 626 to 1345 code for a protein of 239 amino acids. The transcript has 2 exons.